GUCGUACGAAAAAUUAACAAUAUCAUACACGUGUUACUAAAUAUGCAAGCGUAUUUUAAAGACUGGAAUUAAUAGCCUCUUUUGAAUGAAAUACUUAAUAACAUGAAAUGUCAUAUGCAUUUCUUUUUCAAGUAUUAUACAUGAAUAAUUUUAGUACAUGUACGUAUUAUCAAGUAACCGACAAUGGCGAGUGUCGUUUCGUACGCGGCCGGAGUUGUUAUUACAACAAUAACACACCCUCUUGGCUAUGCCAAAGUCUUGACACAGCUGGGACAUGAGCCACUGAUUCCAUCGUUAUCCAAAACUCUUUUGACACGCCAGGAAAGAUGGUAUUACCCAAACAUAUUCAAAUACAUUGGCCACAUCAAGAAUCGGGAUGGUUUUCUCGGCUUGUGGAGAGGACUUGGACCACAAAUUGUAGAAAGCAUGGUCAGGACUUACGUCUCGCACACUCUGACAGAGGAGUUGAAGAAAAAGUUUCCAAUAGAUGAAACAGAGAACAGAAGAGAAAUCGUAAUUUUUCUGAAACAGUUUGGAAUUAAGACGUCCAGAGAAGUGUUGGCCAAAUCAGUAGCCAUUGUCUGUAGUCAUCCCUACCAAGUCAUUGCCAUUAGAACGAUGGCACAAUUUAUUGGCGAGGAAACCAUGUACAACAACAUCUUUUCAUCGAUCUCGGAAAUUUACAGGAUAGAGGGGUUCUCGGGAUUCUUUGCUGGCCUGGUACCAAGACUAAUUGGAGAAGUCAUUGCCAUAACCCUCAUAAACCUGAUGUCAGAUCUUAUCAACGAAUAUUGUGUGGAGGAUAAGGAAUAUCGAUCUUACACGACUGUCGCCUGUGAUCUAGCUGUGUCUCAGAUCACCUAUCCUUUUGUGCUGGUCUCAAGAAUAAUGUCCGUCAACAACUCGGGACUGGCCGCUGCUUCUCCUCCUUAUAUGAUGUACUAUGCAAACUGGCGAGACUGUUGGACCAAUCUUAAAAAGACUGGCGAAUUAAGUCGGGGAUCAUUAAUGUUUUGGAGACGAUGCACAAGCCUGGAUCGACAUAACAGGAUGUACAAUCCUCCUAUUGACUCGUACAGGAAGUACGCAAGCUUCUGAAGUGAAGAAUCUACGCAGACAGGUGCACCAGAUAAAUAAAGGGGAAAUAUUUCAAGUUGUGGAGCAAAUUUUACAUGACAUUACUGUAUGUAUUAUAGAAUUGUAACUGACAACUUUAAAUAACUUUCUGUAUUAGAAUUUUUAUAUUGAUACAUUUAGUGUUUAAAAUCACUUAUUGUUAUUAAGACAAAUUGUGGAAUAACAAAUGUUUCAUUUUAUUUUGAUCAAAUUUUACAUUUAAUCUUGAGCCAACAAACUAUGAGAGACAGACAUAAGAAUAGUUGGGAAAUGUUGAAUUGAAUAUUCUGCUAUAGUUGAUUUGUGAAAUAUUAUUUGAAUAUUCUGACACGAGUUUUGUAAAACAUUUUGCUUCCAAUGAUUUGUGAAAGGUGGAAUUGAAUAAUCUACCAUGAGUUGGUAAACAUAAUUUAUUUCCAAUGAUAUACAUACAAAGAAUAUUUAUGAAAUAUGGAAUUGAAUAUUCCGAUGUGAGUUGGUAAUAUGUAAUUUUAUUUUCAACGAUUUGUGAAAUAUCGAAUUGAAUUUUCUGACAUGCUUUUCUGAAACAUGAUUCUGUUUUCAAUGACCCUCUUCUGCAAUCUUGUCAUUUAAACUUUCUGAAUGUCUCACACAAUACAAUUUUACGGGUUACAUUUCCUAUUAAAAAGAUUUUUUCUUCAGCCAAUGCCGCACCCUUUGUCAAACGAAUCAUUGUGGAGAUGCAUUUUGUGAAAAUUGAGUUAAUAUAAUCUUUUACACAGGAUUGACCAGGGAAAUUGUAUAAUUUUCUAAGGUAUGUGAAUGACAGAAUUGUCAGUUGCUUGAUGCAUUGCCAUAGACAUUAAAGUCUUCCAAUUUGAAUACAAGAUUUUUGACAAGACAGUGACAUAUGUACUUAGAAAGCACACAAUAGAACAGGAGCGGAACGGUGUGGACAGAUGAAUAAUAUAGUAAAAUUAUUCUUGACUGUAAAUUUAUAUCUGGCUGUAAAACUGGACAUUUAUGCCCAUUUUGAUGUUAAAUGUCAGCCUCUAUUCCCAUUCAUAAAGUGCUCUUUUUAGGUAGCCAUAUGCCUUCCUACUGUGAUGAUGUUUUUUUUUUUAUA
Ostrea edulis (European flat oyster) is the source of this 2203-nucleotide messenger RNA. Its product is annotated as mitochondrial carrier homolog 2-like. Lineage: Eukaryota; Metazoa; Mollusca; Bivalvia; Ostreida; Ostreidae. The transcript has 12 exons. The record is from RefSeq and is a predicted model, not a curated record. The coding region runs from base 184 to 1098 and encodes 304 amino acids.